AUGUUAGCUGAGAUCUCUCGCUUAGAUCUCCAAGAACUCAGUACUUCUUCUGGGGCGUCAAUCACUGAUGUCAAGCACCUAUCCUCCUACAACUGGCUUGAGGCACCCACUCCUACUAUUGCUGUCCCCGGUAGUCCGCCUCUUUGGGCUCCACCAAGAGUUCCUCGACAAUUAAAAAAGGACUCUGGCCUAUUCUACAUUGCCCAAAACUCUGCUCGUCAUCCGGACAGUCCGCUUGAGCCUCUAUUUCGCGCGUUGUACCUCACCAAUCCUUCAUUCGACAUCCACUCGAUUCACGUCGUCACCGACCGCAACAAUAUCCGUAAACUCCUCUCAUUCAUCGAUCCUAGGUCGGCUAGAGGCGGACUGGAAGCCUUCACGAUCAACAUUGAGGUUGUGAAAAACACGGUGAUAUUCUGUCUCUCGGAUACAGUGACGCACGAGUAUAUCGAACCGCGAGAAUUCCGAGGCUUUGGUCACGAAUUUGAGAAGGUAUACACUGCUAACCAGAUCAGCCUCAGCACUGGGCAUCACAGAAUCAUUUCCUACCGCUUCAGUGAUCUGACCUUCCUCGUACGCCAUGAAACGGACGGAUAUGUACACGCUGGGAUAGAUACAAACAAACCUAGGGGUAGCGAAGAGCCGGAACCGGAAAAUGACAAUCUCCCUAGCUUCCUGGAAUCCUUGUCUCUUUCCUCAACCAAAGCGCCUUCAAAGAUCACGCCUGCCGGAAAGUCUAAGCUAACGGUUAUAGAGCAAGGCAAGGCGGUGCCACUUGAAUCAACCAUCGAAAUCAAAACACGCGUCUCUCAUAGACUGCUUGUGAUGGACGAGAUCGUGCCGCAGCUCUGGGUAUCCCAAACCCCGAAGCUCGUCCGUGCUUAUCACACAAAGGGUACAUUUCAGCGACCAGAGGUUGAGGACAUGGCGGGCGAGAUCAGGAUAUGGGAGGCAGGGAACCAGAGCAACCUGAAGAAAUUGGCUGCCCUGAUUCACACAAUUAUCGACGUUGUGAAGGGAUGUGGGGGACAUGCUGUCGUCAACUAUGAUAUCAAGGGAGACAAGCUGGUAGUGUUGCAGGUUGAAGGAAGAAGAAUGCUUCCAGAGGACUUUAAGGUGGCGUGGCGAGACACCCUGUGUGGCAAGACAAAUGAGGGGUACUUUAACUUUUAG
Lindgomyces ingoldianus is the source of this 1173-nucleotide messenger RNA. RefSeq lists its product as uncharacterized. The record is from RefSeq and is a predicted model, not a curated record. NCBI's taxonomy places the organism in Eukaryota, Fungi, Ascomycota, Dothideomycetes, Pleosporales, Lindgomycetaceae. The transcript has 2 exons. Bases 1 to 1173 code for a protein of 390 amino acids.